AUGGCUUCUCUGAGAGGCUCUUCUUCCUCUUUCACCCAACACUGCAAAUAUGAUGUGUUCUUGAGUUUCAGAGGUAAAGAUACUCGCACUGGUUUCAUCAGCUUUUUAGAUGGAUUUUUGUGUGAUAAAGGAAUUAACACCUUUAUGGAUGAAAAGCUUCCAAUUGGAGAAGAAAUUACUGCAGAACUUCUAGAAGCCAUUGAAAGUUCUAGGAUUUCUAUAAUUGUCUUUUCUGAAAACUACGCAUCUUCCGCUUGGUGUUUGGAUGAGCUUGUAAAAAUCUUUGAGUGUAAGAAGAAUGGUCAAAUUGUACUACCUAUUUUUUAUGAGAUAGAUCCAUCGGUAGUACGUAACCAAAAGGAAAAGUAUGGUGAAGCGUUGGACAAACAUGAACAAAAUUUCAACAUGAACAAAGUGCGAAGAUGGAGGGUAGCUCUAAAAGAAGCUGGCAAUACAUGCGGUCGGCAUUACAAAAAAGAGUAUGUAUUUAAUGACUACUUUGUUAUCUCCAUUUAA
This is a messenger RNA of Quercus lobata, 516 nucleotides long. RefSeq names its product TMV resistance protein N-like. Lineage: Eukaryota; Viridiplantae; Streptophyta; Magnoliopsida; Fagales; Fagaceae. The transcript has a single exon. The record is from RefSeq and is a predicted model, not a curated record. Gene Ontology annotation, biological process: signal transduction. Bases 1 to 516 code for a protein of 171 amino acids.